CCCGGGCCCCCCCCCAAUUACACUGAGACCCCUCCCCCAAGUUAUCCUGAGACCCCCGGGGCCAACCGGGUGCUGCUGCUGCAGAUGCAGAACCUGCACGGGCUGCGGGGGGGGAGGGGCAGGGACAGCAGCGACAGCGACAGUGACAGUGACAGCGACAGCGAGCUGGAGGGGGAGGGGCGGGAGCCGCAGCUGCUGCUCAUCAUGGCCCCCCACUAUGGGGGGGUCAACAGGCUCAGGGUGACGUCCCUGGGGGGGUCCCCGGUGGCGGCCGUGUGGUCGGAGCGGGGCCAGGUGGAGGUGCUGGAUUUGAGGGGGGCCCUGGGGGCCCUGGGGACGGAAUUUGGGGAGGGGGAUUCGGGGAGGGGGCCCAAGAGCGUCCAGCAGGGAGCUCUGCCCGCCCUGGCCACCUUCAGCGGGCACCUGGACGAGGGAUUCGGGCUGGACUGGAGCCCCCAGAGCCCAGGCCGGCUGCUGUCCGGGGACGUGCGCGGGCGCAUCCAUCGCUGGGAGCCGCGCGAGGGCGGCUGGGCCGUGGACCAGCGGCCGCUGCUGGGGCACGGCGGCAGCGUGGAGGACAUCCAGUGGUCACCCAGCGAGGCCUCGGUGUUCAUCUCGUGUUCCGCGGACGCCUCCAUCCGCGUGUGGGACGUGCGGGCGCCCCCGGCCCGCGCCUGCCAGCUCAGCCUGGCCUCGGCCCACGACGGCGACGUCAACGUGCUCACCUGGAGCAGGAGGGACCCGGCGGCGCUGCUCAGCGGGGGGGACGAUGGCACCCUGCGCCUCUGGGACCUCAGGAGCAUCCGGAGCAGCCCCUCGAGCGUGGCCACCUUCAAGCAGCACCGCGGCCCCAUCACCUCGGUGCAGUGGCACCCGGGCGAGAGCGGCGUCCUGGCGGCCGCGGGCGAGGACGACCUGGUCACCCAGUGGGACCUGGGCGUGGAGAGGGACCCCCAGGAAACUGGGGAGGGGGCUGCGGAGGGGGAGGGGCUCUCAGAGCUGCCCCCCCAGCUGCUGUUCCUGCACCAGGGGGAGAGGGAGGUGAAGGAGCUGCACUGGCACCCGCAGUGCCCGGGGCUGCUGCUGUGCACGGGGCGCGAGGGCAUCGCCGCCUUCCGCACCAUCAGCGUGUGAGAGUCAGAAUUGGGGUGAAAUCGGCCAGAAUUGGGGUAAAAACCCCCAAAAUUGGGGUGGAACAGCGGGAAUUGGGGUGAAAUCGGCCAAAAUUGGGGUGGGAAUGGCACCCGCAGUGCCCGGGGCUGCUGCUGUGCACGGGGCGCGAGGGCAUCGCCGCCUUCCGCACCAUCAGCGUGUGAGAGUCAGAAUUGGGGUGAAAUCGGCCAGAAUUGGGGUCAGGAAUGUUCAAAAUUGGGGUGAAAUCGGCCAAAAUUGGGGUAAAAUCAGCCAAAAUUGGGGUGGGAAUGGCACCCGCAGUGCCCGGGGCUGCUGCUGUGCACGGGGCGCGAGGGCAUCGCCGCCUUCCGCACCAUCAGCGUGUGAGAGUGAGAAUUGGGGUGAAAUCGGCCAGAAUUGGGGUGAAAUCGGCCAGAAUUGGGGUGAAAUCGGCCAAAAUUGGGGUGGGAAUGGCACCCGCAGUGCCCGGGGCUGCUGCUGUGCACGGGGAGGGAGGGCAUCGCCGCCUUCCGCACCAUCAGCGUGUGAGAGUGAGAAUUGGGGUGAAAUCGGCCAGAAUUGGGGUGAAAUCGGCCAGAAUUGGGGUGAAAUCGGCCAGAAUUGGGGUGAAAUCGGCCAGAAUUGGGGUGGGAAUGGCACCCGCAGUGCCUGGGGCUGCUGCUGUGCACGGGGCGCGAGGGCAUCGCCGCCUUCCGCACCAUCAGCGUGUGAGAGUGAGAAUUGGGGUGAAAUCGGCCAGAACUGGGGUAAAAACCCCCAAAAUUGGGGUGAAAUCAGCCAGAAUUGAGGUGAAAUCAGCUAGAAUUGGGGUAAGAGCUGCUCAAAAUGGAGGUCAGAACCCCUGAAGUGAAAACGGGGCAGGAAUGCCCCUCGAAAUGGGGAUGGGACCCCCUCAAAAUGAGGGUAAAACACCCCAAAAAUAAGGAUAAAAAACCCCCAAAAUGAGGGUGAAAUACCCCAAAAUGGGAGUGAUAUCCUCACAAAAUGGGGGUGGGAGUUGGGGUUGGAACCCCCCCAAAGUGAGUUGGGGGUCCCCCUAAAACAGGGAUGGGACCCCUCCCAAAUGAGAUGGACAUCCCCAAGUUCAGGAGCCCCUUCCCCCCAAAAUAACGGAAAUAGCUCACCCCACUGCCCCCAAAAUCAGAAUUUUCCCCCAUUUUAGGUGGUCUCUGCCCCCAGUGCACCUUCCUUGUUUCCCCCCAAGCAAAACUUCAUCGAACAGCUCCAAAAAACGAUUUUAUUUUUAUUAUUAAAAUAGAAAAAAACCCUUUUUAUUUCGAGCAUUCCUCAUCCUUAUCCCCUCCAACACAACGCUGCUACCCCCCAAGAAAAACUUCAUCCAACUGCUCCAAAAAUCCAUUUUAUUUUUAUUAUAAAUUAAAAAAUAAAAACCUUUU
Haemorhous mexicanus (house finch) is the source of this 2531-nucleotide messenger RNA. It is a transcript of the gene GRWD1, whose product is annotated as glutamate rich WD repeat containing 1. The transcript is spliced from 6 exons. The record is from RefSeq and is a predicted model, not a curated record. Bases 85 to 1134 code for a protein of 349 amino acids. NCBI's taxonomy places the organism in Eukaryota, Metazoa, Chordata, Aves, Passeriformes, Fringillidae. Gene Ontology annotation, molecular function: protein binding.